UCCGCGGCGCCGCCCACCGCUGGGCUCCCGCCUGCCUCUGCGUCCGGGCGCAGUGGGAGCCGCGCCGCCGGCGCCGGCUUCUCCCAUGAGACUCGGCGCCCGCCCGCCGGCCCCUGGCGUGCGCGGCGGGCAGUGGCCGGGCUCUGCGCGAGGUCGCCGCCAUGCUGCCGGCCCUGGUCGCCCAGCGGCGGGGCUGCCGUAGCCUCUACCGGCUGUACGUGCGGUGCCAGGCGGCGCCGCUCCGUCGCGCCUGCCACGGAUGGCAGGCUUCAAUGAAAAGUGGGAAUCUUUCUUAUAUUCUGCCUUGCAGUCGUCUGCCUGUGCAGCUGAUGAGUCAAGUGAGAGUUUAUACCUCUAAUGGUCAGAAGAAAGAUCUUGGAUCAGAGGAUACAAAUGUAUCAACCCCUGAAGAAACUGGGCCCAAAGUUGGAACAGGUCUUUGUUUGUUUCAGUUUUCACAGUGCUAAGACUAAAGUAAAGAUUAUUUAUUUAUGGCAAGAUGCCAACAGUGUAGGUCAAAAGCAAUCUUUUCUGAAAGAGCCAAUUCAAGUGAAAGUGAAAGCAGUCCUUAAAAAGAGAGAGUAUGGACCAAAGUACACACAGAAUAACUUCAUCACUGGAGUCAGAGCAAUAAAUGAGUUUUGUCUUAAAUCCAGUGAUUUAGACCAGCUGAGGAAAAUUAAACGACGAAGCCCCCAUGAUGACACUGAGACCUUCACUGUGUACUUGAGAUCGGAUGUGGAGGCAAAGUCUCUUGAAGUUUGGGGUAGUCCCGAGGCUCUUGCUAGAGAAAGAAAACGACGUAAAGAGGCAGAGAUCGAGUACAGAGAAAAUCUAUUUAGAAACCAAAGGCUGUUGAAGGAGUAUAAGGAGUUUUUUGGAAAUACUAAGCCACGCUCCAGUAAAGCAGCUAUGUUUCUCAAGGGACCAGGAAAGGUGGUAAUGGUAGCUAUUUGCAUAAAUGGGUUGAAUUUUUUCUUUAAACUACUUGCUUGGGUUUACACGGGUUCUGCAAGUAUGUUUUCAGAAGCCAUACAUUCUUUAGCAGACACUUGCAACCAGGCAUUACUAGCUUUGGGCAUCAGUCAGUCUGCAAGGACACCUGACCCUAGUCAUCCAUAUGGCUUUACAAACAUGCGCUAUAUUGCCUCCCUGAUUAGUGGGGUGGGAAUUUUCAUGAUGGGUGCAGGACUUUCUUGGUAUCAUGGGAUCAUGGGCUUACUCCAUCCUCAUCCUAUAGAAUCUCUUCUCUGGGCGUACUGCAUUUUAGCAGGAUCAUUGGUAUCUGAAGGAGCUACUCUUCUUGUUGCUAUAAAUGAAAUUCGGAGGAGUGCUCGAGCCAAGGGUCUUUCAUUUUAUCAAUAUGUUGUGCAGAGUCGUGAUCCUAGUACAAAUGUGGUGUUACUGGAGGAUGCUGCCGCAGUUCUGAGUGUGGCCGUAGCUGCUACCUGUAUGGGUCUGACUUCUCUAACAGGAAACCCCUAUUAUGACAGUUUGGGGUCUCUAGGUGUUGGAACUUUGUUAGGAACUGUGUCAGCAUUUCUAAUCUACACUAACACAGAAGCCCUGCUGGGAAGAUCUAUUCAACCUGAACAACUGCAGCGACUUACCGAGUUACUGGAGAGUGAUCCUGUUGUAAGAGCAAUUCAUGAUGUUAAAGCCACAGACAUGGGAAUGAGCAAAGUGAGAUUCAAGGCAGAAGUAGACUUUGAUGGACGGGUUGUUACUCGUUCUUACCUGGAAAAACAAGACAUUGAACAGCUGCUACAAGAAAUUCAACAAGUGAAGACUCUUGAAGAACUAGAAGCCUUCAUGCUUAAACAUGGUGAGAAUAUCAUUGACACACUGGGAGCUGAAGUAGACAGACUUGAGAAGGACCUAAAGCAACGGAAUCCUGAUGUUCGUCAUGUGGAUUUGGAAAUACUAUAGACUUGACGGAAGAGGUCUUUAAGUUGCUACCGUUUUGGAAAGAAGUUGUGUAAAGGAAUGAAAAGCUUCUGAAACUGCAGUGACCUCAGUACCAUACCUCGCUUACUUUUGCUGUAGGCAUCCUGGACUGUUAGCGCUGCUUCUGGAAGAACAUUAGAGUUGCAGGCAAAAAUUCCUAUGGCAAAAUCAAUUUCAAAAAGCUACUUCACUUAAUUUCCACAAGAGAAUCUGUCUGAGUGAAUUAACUGCAAUUCAGAACUCGAGACUUGAGGUUCAGUUAGGCAAAUAUUACUGCCUGAAAAUGUACAACAUGCCUAGUUUUCCAUUGUGUCCCUUUGCAAUCAGUUUGCACUUUGUUAGUUUCUUUCAAGAUAUCAUUAAAGGUUCUUGGGAGAUAUUAAGAUUAGCUAGGAAGACUUUGUUCCAGUGGAACCUGCCAACCUUGAAGUAGUUGUUAUUUUCCAACUGUGUAAUUUUUUCACAGUUUUUCUUUCCUAUGAGAUGAGUUCUUUCUAACAGGCACUGGCCUUCUCUCAAGUACCAUGACCUGGAAAUCUGCGUUUUGCCACUGUUGCAGUUCACAACAGCACUUAAGAAAAUCAUUUUCUUUCCUCAGUGGAGUCAACUUUGUGUGACUAGCCAGAGUAUGUUGAGUUACUGUGAAGAAAUUACUGUGUAGGGAUUUCGGUGAAGUUCCUCUGUUUAGAUUUUGUUCUUUUUCCCCUAAUUGUAUAUUACUUCUCUUAUUUGUAAAUAUCUUCAGAUGUAAUCUGGGAGAUAUUUAUGACAGUGCUUAUUAAAAUUUACCUGGCAUUUUUGGCUUUUUAUACUUUUAAUAGGCUGUAUUGCCAGAAAUGGUCUUUGCUAGAGACACAUUUGGGAGUUAUAAUAGUCAAAAAUGUAUUAGAAAUAUUUAUAAUUAAACAGAAAUGAAUACAUUGUAUUUUUAAUUUAUUUACCUAUAUGCAUUAUCUGUUGUCUGAAUUCUGAACUGCUUGCUUUGUGUUUUUUAAGAAUCAGCCUUGCUUGUCUGGGAGAAUGAAACCAGUAGUCUUCAACAAUCCUGAGAUGAAGUGCUUAGAGCUUAUAAGUUUGAAAUGUGCAAUUCUAGCACUAUAUAAAAUAGACUUCUAGAAUAAGGCUUUCUGCAGCAGGCACCCAAGUCAGUGGAUUCUUUGAAAGUCAGUCUUUUAAUAAAGUCUAUGAGUACAGAUCAUGCAAACCUAUUAAUUGGAAUGUAAAUGAAAUGACUACAGAUAAAUAACUGAGGAAAAUUAUUUAUACACUUCAAAAUAUUUCAGUAAAAUGAAAAUUGCUCAUGGGUGAGAGGUGGCAGUUAGAGCCUCCUAGUGACUCAGUUGCUGACUAAUUUAAUGACUGACUUGCUGAGAGAAGAAAUAUUGAUAUGAAGCAAGUUUUCAAAAAUCAAUUUGUUAAUCUUAAAUUAUAAGCAUUGCAGCAAAUAGUAAUUGUGGAGACCAAUAUGUCAGGAUUGGAUUAAAAGCUUUGUAAUGUUUUUCAUGUAAAAUGACAGCAGUGAAUUAGAAGAAUUUAAAAUAGCAUGCCUUUUGACAAUUGAAAAGCACUUUGCAUGCUGGUCAUUUUCAGUAGAAUAACAUUCCAGUCUUUCGUUUUUUUUAAAAAGGAGACUUCACAUACUGUAAUUUUGGGUGACUAGUACCCUUGUCCAUAAUUCCUUUUCACUAGUGACUUCUUCGUAGUGUAUUAGCUUAUUAUGGCUAAUCCAAAAGAAAGCUGCAUUUACCUGUUUUUCUCCUACUGUAGAACUGGUUAGUAUACUUAAGCCUGAUGAUCUGAAAUGCAUUUAGUGAAAGAGGUUAAAGGUAAUUUGCAAAUGUACUGUCUCAAGUAAAUAAGAGAUAUGUUAGCAUGUUAUAAAUCAUUUAUCUGCCUCGCCCCUGCCUAUGUGAGCUUCAGCUCAUCUUGGUAUGCACUCUGCUGAUGACAGUCUCAUUCAUGAAGAGCACUGAAAUGUGAUAAUGCAUAUCUUUUUUCCUUCUUCCUUGAAUAUUUAAAUGGAUUUUGAAUUUGAAUAGACACUUAAAAAUUGUUAUUCCGAAGAUAUUAAAAGCAUGAAUAAAAGGGGUGAAAAUGGGCAAACGUUCUUACUGUGGGGGAUUAAGGGAGAGAGGAAAUGUGAUGUAAAUGGUUUGUAUGCUGGAGUUAGCGAUGAAUAAGUAGAGUUAGUCUGCACUUUGCAGGGCAGAAGUUUCAUUCUAAAUACUGAAAUGUUCCCAUAUCAUGUUUAAGAAGAGACAUGAGCGUAUGUUCUUGCAGGAUGUCUGCUCCAAAGCCUGUAAAAAUGAUACUUUCGUACUUAUUAGAGACGUAAUUUGUAUGAAUUCUGACCUUAGUUUCCUUAUCUGAAUCAGAAGCAUAUCCAUCAACACACUUUCUGUUAAUAUUCUGAGAUAAAAUUCAAUUCCUUCUCUCCCAAUUGCAUUAUUGAUUAUAUCAUCACGAUGUGUUAAGUUUAAGAACCUACAACUUGAAUGUUUUUGGUAAUGUCGUAAUUGCAUAGUUUCAGGACCUUCUUUUGUUUUUAAAACUGACCUGGAUAGUGGUGUGUUAGAAGAAAAGGCAGACUGACUGGUUUUGGCAGUCCCUUAUGGGUUUGCAUAUCUUGCAGUUGGAUGAAAAUAUUGGUUCAUUGAGCCUGUCAGUUUGUUUAGAAAGGAAAGGUAAUUUCAAGUUGCUAGAGUUUAAUAUAUAUUAUAAUUUGCAGAUUGCCUUUUAACAGAUUUGACUUUCUUUUUGUUUAAACAACAGCGGUCUUUAUAGUCUAAAACUUGAGGUGAUGUGGGUCCAGUACUUAAUUUACUUUUCUUUUAGUGUUUUGGAGGACAAUUUGUAGAUAGUCCAUUUACAUGACAGAAUCCUCUGAAUUAAAAAAAAAAAAUUGCAAAGUGUGGAGGAGUAGAGUUUUUCUUUAUCACAAAUGCAGUUACUUAAUGUUCCUUUUAAAUUCAUUUGAAGGAUUGAUUAAGGAAAGGGAGUGACAGCUAACAAAUUUAUAUUCUAGGAUACUUUUCAGUAAAGCUUUAGUAUUUUAAAAUAAUUUAUUUUUGUAGGGUGUUUUGGCCUUGAGUAUUAUUUAUUCACAUUGUGUUCAAAGUACUAUUGCCCUCUGCUUUGUGAAAAGAUUGCUUAGAUGUUGCAUGAUGUCUCGUAAUUCCAUAAAACUUUUGCUGCUUAAAAAAGAAAAGAAAAAAAAGUUGUAACACUUCAGUAUGUGGAGUGAUCUUAAUAUAUUUUUGCUGGAUGCUAAUAAUACAUACUUUUCUAUAUGAUGAUUUUCUAUAAAAGAUAAAAUUCUGAAUUCUUUGCCCCCAUGAAUCAAUUUCAGGUCUAAAUUGUCUCCUUUAUGCACUGUGAAAUUCAACAUGUGCUGCUUUUCCCCUUUCUAAAGUAAUUUAACUAAACAAAUAUAUGUGUGGGUGUGUGUAUUACAGACUGCAGUUGCGAACAACUAUGUAAAACAUUCUCCACUGUUACCUAAGGAUUUAUUAAGCAUGGUGUACUAGUAAAUCCUUUAGUGAACUACCGUGUUGCAGAGGCACUGUUUGCUGUGUGUCCUGGUCUAAUAGCAGCAGGGACUCAGGGAACAGGAAAACAUUUUUAAUGACAAGUUGCAUCCUUUAUCCUCUGUGGCUCAUGCUUAAGCCAAAGGUAUUUUUAGGCUCCUUUCUUGAAUUCUCACACAGAUUUCUUUUAAUAACUCUCACUCUUACCUGAGUAAGAGUAAUAUCCUUACUUUGAGAGGAGGAAGCCAUCGUGGGCAUCUUGUAUUUUAAUAGCAGGGCUAUAUACUGCUCUUGGACUUUAGAUUUUAUACUAAUUGCUUGUUUAUUGAUAAUUUAUUUAGAGCAUGAUUGCUGUUUUGAAAGCUCCAAAUCAUGUUGGCAAAAAUUACCAGGUUUUUACACUUCUGCUAGGUGCAGGUUGUAUAAUAUAUAUCACAAAAAAUGAAUUUCUUUUAAAGAGAUUUUUUACUUACCAUUGUGGGGGGCCGAUGGAGGACAUGAAAGAAUUUUAAGGAUGGUUUGUCUAGGUAAUACACUGGUUGCAACUCUGUUCUUAUUUGUUACCAUUUUAGCUGACAUCUGUUUUUUCCUUAACAAAAAUUACUCAUUGUGGAAGUACUUCUAUUAAUGAUGAGUGCAUUAAAUACAGGUUACAUGCAAAGAGUUUUUAAGCUCUUACGUGUUGCAAGAAAUGUUGCGGUUUUUUUAAAUUUUCAAUCCUUUUUCUAAAGUUGAUUUAGAGGUCUGUCUUACAGAAGAAUCCACAGAAGCGUACUGUUGAAGACGUGAAAGAAAAGUACUUCAUUUUGUGGUCAUAUGUUCUUAAGGCAUUCUGGCUUGGCAGAAUAGAACAAUUGAUUAGUAUUGACUCCUGUACUAAAAUUGAAGUUCUGUGCUUGCCUAAAGGUGUACAUUGCAGAAGUGAAUAUAAAAUGAAAAUGCUUCCCUCCCCACCCCCCCAAAAUAUUGUGCUGCUUCUGUUCUUACUGUGAGCCCUAAAUAGAAAGUACAACUGACAUCUCUUUUGCAGUUUACCUGCUUAAUGUAAAUGAGAAAUUGAGAUGUACGAAAAAGAUUCUUUUGUAGAGGGGUUGGGUAGCUUAAAGAAGUAAUUUUUCCUUUCUUGUUCGUGAAACACGGAAAUAAUUGAUAUCAAAAGUAGACUAUAGCUUUAUUACAGGUAAAAAAGAAAAAAGAAUCCAUGCACAAUGGACUGAUUUCUGAAAUGCAUGCUCUUUGAGGAAAAUAAAAUGGGCCAGGAGCUCUGAAUAGUUAUGUGAACUGUAGAAGCUGCUGUCAGUCAGGCUUUGUUGAAGUAAAACAAAAAAAAAAAGAAUACAAGGAAGAAAAAACAGGAUGUUGAACAUUUGGGAAUAGGAAAGGAUCAACACAAUCUAGAAAAUGUGGCCAGAAAUGAGAGGCUGAUUGAAGAAGAAAAUGUUAACAGUAAGAAAUGGCAUUUGAUUAGAAUGCAUCAAACAAUGUAGUAUUAUAAUUGUCUUUCUUUUAGCAAUAUUAAGAUAGCUGGGUAUGUCCCCCCCCUCCCAAAGGCUGAUUCCCCCCCCCCCCCCCAUCUCUGAUCGAAUUAACAUCAGUGCCUCAGUUUAACUGUUUCCUAAUACGGUAUUCAAUCGUACGGGUUUAAACCUGUUUUUCCUCUGAAAACUUAGUUCUAUCCAAGAAUGACGGUAUAAUCUCAGUCUGAAGAUUUGUUGAUGAAUUGUGUAUUUGGUGAGUGGAGGCCGAGUAAUUUUAAUUCUGGAAAAGGGAGUUGGAGUGGAUGAAAGAAAUAAUGAAUUGCUUUUUUCAGCAAAGAAACAACUGAAGCACAGUACAGAUGAUGUUUUGGAAAAAAAGGUGCAGUGUUCUAAGGACUGCAGAAUUGUUAGAGUCAGCUUGCAAGCAUUGUUGAAUAUGUUAGUCCUUAUUUUUGGGUUGCUUAAAUGUCUGUGGAUAAGCAAGUUUUCUAGUUAAAUCAUCACGUUCUGCAAAGAAGUUAGAGAACAUUCAAAGCAUCAUGUAAAAGGGAUGUAUUUUUUUUUUUAAUACCACAGACAAAAAACAGAUUGUGGUAGAUAGAAGAACAGUUUUUCUCCCUAACCUGUAUUACAGCAGGCUCUCAAGGACAAUUUGUUUUUUGUGUGUAAAUCAGAACCGCCAAUUAAAAUAUAAAAUCUUAGUUAAUUCUUACAAGUCUUACACUAACAGUAAGCCUGGACAAAUUUUUGUAUUUCUAGCAUUCAUAGUACUGUUAGGGAGGUGUCUUUCCUAAAAUACUGGAAUAUAGCCCCACACUCUUUAGCCUAAGAUAAGUUUGAUUUUUGUAACCUAAAUUUAGACUGCGUUUAUUAAGAGAGUUAGAGUUAUUUCAUAUAAAAGCAUUGGAGGUUGUGAUCAGCUGCUUCAGAUCUGAAGAUGGAAGAAAAAUGUACAGUGUUGCAGAAAUGACAAUUUAUGGGUUUUUGGUAAGUUUCUCUUCAAAGUAAAGACACUGAAGAGAGGUGAGAAAAGUGUCUGGAAAAAUGUCUAAAGCAUUUGACAAGCAAUUACCAAAAUUGUGUUAAAUGUGAAAGCCAGCAGCGAGGAUUUUCACUGGUGGUAGAAUUUUCAGUGAGUAGUCUCAAAAUUGAAAUGUGCUUUCCCAUGCAGCCUUUUAAUCAAAUGUAUUCUCCCUCCAUUCUUAUGCUUUCAUGUACUGCUUUUUCAUUCUAUGUCUAGGUUAUUUCACAUUAGUGUGAGGAAAUCAUUAAUUUGUGAAGUGUAGACAUUUAAGUAUUUCUCUGCUUUUUUUUUUUUUUUUUUUUUUGUAAUUGGUACAUUCUGUAAAAAUCUCUAGAAGUUGUAAUUAUUCAGUAAAACGUUACAUACGUGGUAAA
Dromaius novaehollandiae (emu) is the source of this 8350-nucleotide messenger RNA. It is a transcript of the gene SLC30A9, whose product is annotated as solute carrier family 30 member 9. Gene Ontology annotation, molecular function: monoatomic cation transmembrane transporter activity. Bases 358 to 1929 code for a protein of 523 amino acids. Lineage: Eukaryota; Metazoa; Chordata; Aves; Casuariiformes; Dromaiidae. Gene Ontology annotation, cellular component: endoplasmic reticulum; membrane. The record is from RefSeq and is a predicted model, not a curated record. Gene Ontology annotation, biological process: intracellular zinc ion homeostasis; transmembrane transport; zinc ion transport. The transcript has 18 exons.